Molecule: messenger RNA, 2811 nt
Organism: Durusdinium trenchii
Lineage: Eukaryota; Dinophyceae; Suessiales; Symbiodiniaceae
Source: the annotation of a GenBank genome assembly
GGCUCAAGGAGAGCUGACACCCCUUCAGUGCAUCCAUUUCCACCCCUCCAUAACGUAUCAAGUUUUCCUAGAUGGUGCCUUUGGCCCGAUGUGCAAUUCUUUUGAGCCUCCUUUCAUUGCAAUUCGGUGUAAGCGCCGCAGCCGAUGCUUGUGCCGCUUCGGUGGCUUCGCAAUGUGAGACAUUCGAAGGUGAUGAUGAUGCUUUGCUGACACAGGUUGAGCUGCUGCAGACCCAUUUGGAUCUGCAAAAGAAGCCAGAUGCAAAUUCAUCCAAGGAGACAUCGGCAAAGCAGCUAGAGGAUGUGGUUGCCCAAAAGCUUCAAGCGAACAGAAAUCACAGCUCCUUACACCCAAGCAUUGUCUCCUUGGUGAGUGACAAUUUGGUAUCCUUUCUGGAUGAGUUGAGUGCGGCAACCGCACAGACCUCAUGGCCAGCCUGGAUGGAGAAGACAGCGAAUAGAGAGCAGGGACGCCUUAUUGGAAUUUCUGCCUCAGUUUUCUUGUUUCUAUUUUGCUUCUGGAUCACGACGCUCAAGGAAGUGCCACCCAUGAUGCGUGAGAGCAACAAAGAUGGACCAACCGACUUGAAGACCAUCAGCGUGGACGAGUUGAAGAAGCACAACCACCAGGGAGAUUUGUGGAUAUCAGUGGAUGGCCUUGUGGCCAAUCUCACGGAUUUUGCCACCAGCCAUCCUGGAGGAGUUGACUUACUUUUGCAGCAUGCAGGCAGCGAAGCAGCCGAGCCGUUCCACGACGUGGGCCAUUCAGAGUUUGCCUUGGAGCAGAUUCAAAAGCGAGCAGUUGGCUUUUUGGAGAAUGCGAAGACACAGGGGGCCAUCGCAGUUGAGAAGGACACUGUUUUGAGCCGAAUCUUCACGAAAGAGGAUCCGUACAACGUGCACAAAGUGUUGGGCUUCACCGUCUUGUCCAUGUACUUGUACCGGAUUUUUGUUUGGAUUUGCCAGAUAGAGCCAGAAGGCACUGACUAUGCAGGGUUCAGACCCGACUUAUGGGCAUUGGCAAGCAUCUUUAUUGUCGAGGGCUUGCAGGUUUCAUCCUUUAUCUUCACAGUCCCGCAGAACCGCCCACUCUCAGGGCCCAUGAUUUGGCAAGAGUGGCGAGCCCACAACCUGAUUUUUGUGAGCCGACUGACGAUUUGCUUCCUUGGUGCUUGGAUGGUCAACCGCUACGCAGCAAUGGCAGGAUGGCCAUCAUGGGCGCAAAUGACAGUGAACCAGCUGUCUGUCUUUGCUCAAAUGCGGCUCGCAGACCUGGCCACUGCUUGGCUGCGGGAUGACACUCACGAGACCUUGGUGAGCACAAUGCCAUACUGGGAGCACUGCCCGAAAUGGGUGGAAUCUAUGUUCCGGACCUGGUACUCCAUGUCGCAGAUCUAUACUACUGUAGUGAUCAUCAUUGCUGGGCCUGGCAUGGAUCUCUACUUUGUGAUGAUCCUUCCUUACCAGCUGUACUCUGUGCUGAUGACCUUUGUGAGGAAAGGUGUGAUCUCCUCACGCACAUGUCACGUGACAUACUUUUGGAGCCUGUGGCAGAGCUGGAUUUGCGGAUUCAUGAUGCGAUCCUUCAGAGUCUUUGUGCAGAUUCAGGCCAUCAGCAUUUUCUGCUAUUGCACACGAGUCUAUGGUCUCAACAAGUAUGUCCUUUGGAUCGGUGCAUGCUUGAGCUUUCAAUUGGUGAUGCUGAAGAACUGGCCACAUCAUUCGGAGCAAGACAUUCUGGACUUCCCUUGGUUUACUAUCACGAUCCUCACCUGGGCAAUCCUUGGAGCCGGACUGAAGUUCUUCAGCUCCGUGCCCCUCUUCGACUCUCGACAUGCCCGAUAUGUCGAGGCCAGGCCCAAGAGGGUGAUUCUCAGAAGCAAGACAAAAGUCAGCAGCAACCUUUACCACCUGAAGUUCGAUUUCCCUUGGUUCUUCCGCUGGCAAGGCUACAGCAGUGGCCUGCAGCCUGGGCAGCAUGUGAAAAUAUUGUGUGGGAACGCGUCCCAGGGACAAAGCAGUUGGAACGGCCACAUCAAUUUGGAAGAGUCGCGGGACUACCUGAGCCGGUCUUACACGCCAAUCAAUUCAUCAAAGGAUUCCACCGUUGACUUCAUUAUCAAGCUCUACCCGCAAGAUCCCCAAGCGGGAUUUCCCGAUGGUGGCAGAGGCAGCACAAAGCUCUGUCUAGAGGUCAAGGAAGGAGAGGAAGUCUGGCUGUCCGGACCUCAUGGCAGCAAGGUCUACCGUGGCAAUGGCAACUUUGUGGUUGAUGGCAAGCUGGUGAAAGCUUCCACUUGCUGUGCUCUUGCAGGAGGCUCUGGCAUCACCCCUGUGUUGUCACUGCUCCGGCAGUGCCGUGAAGAAUGCCGCUCCAGCUUCUCCAAGCCAAAUGCGAAGAGCGACGUGCUCAGAGAAUUCUCCAUCAUCCACGCGAUGCGCAACAUGGACGAAAGACUGGAGACAACAUGGUACAGUCCGCAGUCGGAGAUGGGACUGGCACCACACUGCACGGUGACACACCUGGCCACCGGUCAGAAGGAUGGUGAGUUGGUGAGGCAAAUCUCACACCGAGAAGGGAUGGCGUACAACUACGGCAAGCUGACGAAAGAAAUCAUUGGAGACAUCUUUCCACCACCCGCCGAAGAUUUGGUGGUUAUUUUGUGCGGUCCGAAAGGCUUUGUCGACGAUGUAUGUCAACCUUUGCUGAGAGAGUUGAAGUACACCAACGUCCUGACAAUGUGGUGAGUUGAUAAGACUACCCAUGAUGGGUUGACUUCUCCGAAAGAUGGAGGGCAAUAGUCAAAAGAUG